UUCAUAAACAGCUCGUCAACCACCUCGGUAGCUUGCUAGCCAACAUAGCCGAAAGAUUCAAGCUGUUUAGACGCUUUUGGCGUAUAUUAGCUAAGGUGUUUUAGACACACUUCUGUCGUAUCUACUUGUUAACCUAUUUAAUUUAAUAUUACAUUAUUUUGUAUUAGUCAGCUAUAGUAGCUGGCUGCUUAAGUUAGCAUUAGCCUAGUCGCUAAUCAUAGCUAGGUAGCUAACAUCCCCGAACAUGAGCUCCCUAAACUACUCCCCUCAUGUUAAAGAAGAGGAGGUCUGCUGGACGGAGAAAGAAGCUCUGGGGCUGAACAUUGUCGUGAAAGAGGAGAAGGAAGAGGAGGAUGUUACUGUGAAAACAGAAGUAGAGGGUGAGGCUGUUACAGUGAAAGAAGAGGAAGACGCGCUCAGAGUGAAAGAGGAGGAGGAUGUUACAGUGAAAGAAGAGGAGGAUGCAGUUUUUGGAGUGAAGAAGGAAGGAGAGAUUACUGUCACAUUGAAAGAUGAAGAGGUGGAGAUAGGAGAUCUUUUUAACACCAGAGAGAGACGGGACAGUCGUGGAUCCUCUGGGGAGCCUCAACAACAUCAUGAUGCUGACGAGGCAGAGAAGAGUCUCUCCACAUCAGAACUCCUCAAGAAACACCAGCAGAGAUCCUCAGGAAAGAAACCUCACUGCUGCUCUGACUGUGGGAAACAUUGCAAAUCUUCAUCAGAACUUAAAAUACACCAGCGAGUCCACACAGGAGAGAAACCUUAUAGCUGUAAUCAAUGUGGGAAGAGUUUUACUAAAUCAAUUAAUCUGAAAACACAUCUGAGAACACACACAAGAGAGAAGCCUUACAGCUGUGAUCAAUGUGGCAAGAGUUUUACUCAGUCAACCAACCUGGUAUCACACCAGAGAACACACACAGGAGAGAAACCUUAUAGCUGUGAUCAGUGUGGCAAGAGUUUUACUCAGUCAAGUAGCCUGGUAUCACACCAGCGAACACAUACAGGAGAGCAGCCAUAUAGCUGUGAUCAGUGUGGCAAGGGUUUUACUCGGUCAACCAACCUGGUAUCACACCAGAGAACACACACAGGAGAGCAGCCAUAUAGCUGUGAUCAGUGUGGCAAGAGCUUUACUAAUUCAAGAAACCUGGUAUCACACCAGAGAACACACACAGGAGAGAAACCUUAUAGCUGUGAGCAAUGUGGGAAAAACUUUUCCCGGAUAGGAUACCUUAAAGGACACCAGAGAACACACACAGGAGAGAAACCUUAUAGCUGUGAUCAAUGUGGGAAGAGCUUUACUCAGUCAAGCAACCUGGUAUCACACCAGAGAACACACACAGGAGGGCAGUCAUAUAGCUGUGAGCAAUGUGGGAAAAGUUUUUCUCGGAUAGGACACCUUAAAGGACACCAGAGAACGCACACAGGAGAGAAACCUUAUAGCUGUAAUCAAUGUGGGAAGAGUUUUACUCAUUCAAGCAACCUGGUAUCACACCACAGAACACACACAGGAGAGAAGCCUUAUAGCUGUGAUCAGUGUGGUAAGAGUUUUACUCAGUCAAGCAACCUGGUAUCACACCAGAGAACACACACAGGAGAGAAACCUUAUAGCUGUGAUCAAUGUGGGAAAAACUUUUCUCAGGGAGAAAGCCUUAAAGAGCACCAGAGAACACACACAGGAGAGAAAUCUUAUAGCUGUGAUCAGUGUGGCAAGAGAUACUCUCAUUCAAGUGGUCUGAUUAAACAUCAGAAAAUACAUGCAGGAGAUCCACAGAGUGUGGAAUGAUCUCCAACACCAGAUAUGGGUAGUAGAACACAGAGUGUGGAAUGAUCUCCAACACCAGACCUGGGUAGUAGAACACAGAGUGUGGAAUGAUCUCCAACACCAGACCUGGGUAGUAGAACACAGAGUGUGGAAUGAUCUCCAACACCAGACCUGGGUAGUAGAACACAGAGUGUGGAAUGAUCUCCAACACCAGACCUGGGUAGUAGAACACAGAGUGUGGAAUGAUCUCCAACACCAGACCUGGGUAGUAGAACACAGAGUGUAGAAUGACCUCCAACACCAGACCUGGGUAAUAGAACACAGAGUGUAGAAUAACCUCCAACACCAGAUAUGGGUAGUAGAACACAGAGUGUAGAAUAACCUCCAACACCAGAUAUGGGUAGUAGAACACAGAGUGUGGAAUGAUCUCCAACACCAGACCUGGGUAGUAGAACACAGAGUGUAGAAUGACCUCCAACACCAGACCUGGGUAAUAGAACACAGAGUGUAGAAUAACCUCCAACACCAGAUAUGGGUAGUAGAACACAGAGUGUAGAAUAACCUCCAACACCAGAUAUGGGUAGUAGAACACAGAGUGUAGAAUAACCUCCAACACCAGAUAUGGGUAGUAGAACACAGAGUGUAGAAUGACCUCCAACACCAGACCUGGGUAGUAGAACACAGAGUGUAGAAUGACCUCCAACACCAGACCUGGGUAGUAGAACACAGAGUGUGGAAUGAUC
Salmo salar (Atlantic salmon) is the source of this 2505-nucleotide messenger RNA. The record is from RefSeq and is a predicted model, not a curated record. Lineage: Eukaryota; Metazoa; Chordata; Actinopteri; Salmoniformes; Salmonidae.